Messenger RNA from Tuber aestivum (summer truffle), 2440 nucleotides. The record is from the annotation of a GenBank genome assembly. Lineage: Eukaryota; Fungi; Ascomycota; Pezizomycetes; Pezizales; Tuberaceae.
CCCCUAAUAUUUCGCUCUCUAUUUCCUCGCACCGAUACUACCGGAGAAAAAGUGAGAUGUUCUUUUCACCCGAGUAUCUUGUCUCCCGUCCUUAUGGAGUGGGAACUGUCUGGUAUGAAGUUAUAUAAUUUGCCUACGAGCAGGGAUACUGAUACAAACUGUAGGUUAGCUGCAACUGUUGGCACGCAGAAUGUUCACCGCAAAAUCAGCCGCAAAGAUAUCAUGGCCGUGCAAAUACCCGAGGCCUGUCAGUCCUUCAUCGAACCGGAUGUGCCCUUGGCCCUACGGUUUCAAUCGAAUCUUCUCUGCGGUGUUGCCCGGUGGGUUUUUUGUCAUGCGGAUAGCCUUACGUUGUGGAACCAAGAGCUAACCAAGAUGCGGCUGCAGGGUCUUCGGCGAGCAGUGCAGAUAUAUGUUGAUUGAUACGAGCCAGGCGGUUAACAAUAUAAGGCGAACCCAUACUUCGGCUCAGGCGCGGACGAUCAUCGAUGAUAUUAAUUUGGCUCGUGGGAACCUCAGGUAAGUGUCACAGCAUUGGUUAGAAAAGGGAGUGAUACUGAAGUCUUCGUCUAGACCAAGACCUUUAGUUCUCGAGAACGACCCAGCGUUUGAUGCCGACUUGAUGGAUGACAUUCGAGUGCUUUAUCAAGAUAAUUUGAAUCUAGUGGAUGACGAUUCCGCCAUGAUCGGAUCGCUCCCUUCUGGCAAUAGUGGAAAUGAGCCUCUCCCCGCUUUGUCAGCUUUGAGUUCUGCGUCUCGUGCCAUUCACGCAUCGGACGAAGCUCAUCAAAAUUUUGCCCCGGAGGCCCCCGGUGCAGCACUGUUAGAUGAUCUAGGAUUCGAGUUCGAUCAAUACGGAAGGAUGAAAGAGGCCUCAUCCCCUCAGCUACCCCCAAUGCUUCCAGAUCACAUCCCAGACUCUGGGGGUGAUUCAAGAGCGAGGAGUAGAGAGAGAAGUGGCAGGAUAAAUAGUCUAGAUUUCGCUGGUAUCACAGGGAUGGAACACCAAGAGGGCCGCGACCGCGCUGUACGUGCCCUACCUCUUACUAGUGUUAUAUACUAAUAUUCUCCAGAUUGCGAGCCCCCAAGGCCCGGAUACCCAUACCUCUUUCGAGGUGCAGGCCUCCAAUAAUUCUUCCCACCAGCCUGGAGGCUCCCAACAAGCCGGGACAGAAUAUGCCCCAUCUGAAUCCCUCCAGCUGGCAGGAGAUGAAGCAGGAACAGACGGUGCUAGGAAAGGCCGUGGCCGUGGCCUGCCAAAGGGGCCGAUAACUGACACCAUACUAGAAAUCAAGAGUAGAGAGGUAACACUAUGGACUGAGCAUUAUCUUGAGAACAUGGCAACGGCUCUUAAAAAAACUCGAGCUUCCAGGGCUUCUAGGCUAGCUAAGAAAAACGCACACACACUCAUUUUCAAAUGGAGUGUGUUUGGAGAGUUAAGAAAUCCGUUCCUACAAAGCAUGUUUUCAGGUGAGGCUAUUUUAGAGGCUAUUCAUAAGGGGGGUGGGCCCUCCGAAAAACGCAAGAGGGCGAUUGAAGACCAGGAAAUCGGUGGCGAAGAAGGAAGAAGAGUCAGGGCCAGAUCUGAUGUUUACGAAGAAGAAGAUCCAUUAUUACCGCAUUCUGAGACUGGCCUCGGCCUCCCAGAGUCUGAGGUUGGGAGAAAGGGCUCAGAAGUAGGAAGUGAGGGUUAUCAUCCAUCUAGUCAGCAACCAUUUCCCAGGCCAAAGGGGGACAUUCCAGGAUCUAGACCCAAUUCCCCUCGAUUCUCAAUUGGCAGGUUUCCCUCAAGCUCCAUUGGCGGCGAUCCCCAGGGCCACUCCUCUGCCCGACGCUCUCGUCAAAGCAGCCCCUUGGCAGCUAAAUCCAUAAGACGGAUGAGCAUUCUCCAAUCUCCAAUCGGGGAGAGAGACGAAGAUCUUGACAUGCUCGAAAUUGACGCUGCCGGAGGUUUGGUUGAUAUGGCAGAACAAUUUGAGUCCUUCAACCUGGGCGCCAACUCCGAGGAGGAAACCAACAAUUCUGUAGAAAAGGAUUGCUCGGAUUUCUUCAAGUCAGUUCCUACCCCCAUUACCCGAUUACAUUAGCUUUGCUAAUUGUUUGAUGGGCGCGAAUAGAUUUCUCAAAUAUGAGAUUCGUAAGCUAGAUAGUCGCAACGCCUAUGAAGAGAUUGUGGGCCAUUCCAACCUUAUAACUUUCGAUCAUCUCAUCGAGCCAGGGAGUAAUAAACCCGAGGUGGCAGCCAAUGCUUUUUCACACUUACUUUUGCUGGGUACUAGAGGGUUAGUUAGCAUCAGUCAGGAGGAGCCGUACGGGACCAUCCAAAUUAGCAUUGCUUGAGGGUGAUAUCACGCCAAUUUUAUUGCUAAUACGAUAGGCAGGUGCGAGUGUGAUUAGCAAUUGAUAUAGAUAGGUAGGUUAGCAGCGCGAAAUAAAGCUA